AAAUACAAAAACACCAAGUAAUGGUAAUUCAGUAGAAAUUAAUUAGUGUAGGCGAAUACUAAUCGCGCUGAACGAAGGUUGGUUUUAAGUGUGGAGUCGGGACGUAGGAAGUUAAGGAAACACCGUAAAUUAAAGUAAGCAGUUGAAGCAAUAAUGGGUCGAGCCGUCACAUGGCUCACUGUCAUCGCUGUUAUAGUGAUCACAGCGCCGAUCGCAAUCGGUCAAACUAACCCUGAACAAAAAGGCACAGCGCAAAAUCAACAGAAUGGCAAUGCCAAAGAAGGAGAUCAUACGAAUAUUCUGCACUCAGUUAGCCAACCAAAGCUCUUAGGGAAUCUACUCCAAAUCUUGGGUGGUGUAGUCGAUAGUUUAGGCGGCUCUCAAUCUGCGGAUACUAACCAGAAUCCACAAGCAAAGGUGGUUGCCAAUAAACAACAAGGAUCAGAUUACGAUUACGACUACUCUGAUGGCGAGGAGAAACCUCUAUUAAGUGUCUGUUUGAAACUGCUUAGCGCAGCUACCAAGGAACCUCCAGAAAGUGGUGGGCGCGGUCUUCUGAGUAAUAUAAUACGCAUCCUACGUAAUUUACUGGGUAAUUUGCUAGGCGGGAAAGGUGGUGAUGCUACCCAAAGUUCCGGUUUAUUGGAUCUGGGUGUUGUAGUGGAUCUGGGAGGCGACGGAGGCACUGGUUCAAUCCCCACCGAUCCUGAUCAUCUAGUAAAUGUUUGUCUAAAUCUUAUACUGGGCGAUAUACUUGGCGUACUAGCUGAUCUACUGAAAGGCUUUAAUAGUACGUUACCGUGCCCCACGAUGCCAACGCAAACGCAAACAUCCAUAACAACACUUUUAACCACAACUAUAGACCCAACCGUCUUUACGACGUUAUUAUCGACUCUACAGACAACCACAGAAGCAUUGACUGAGAUUUCAAGCACGUUAUCACCAACCACUGCUUUGCAAACCUCACCAUUUUCACUAACACCAACAACAAAAGACCCAACAGCGCCAAAUACACUAACACCAACUACUUCACAACCAACAACAUUAGCAGCCACAACAGAACCACCCACAACACCAACUACUUCACAACCACCAACAGUAGCACCCACAUCUGAUCCACCCACCACACCAUCUACGUCACAACCAGCAACACUAGCACCCACAACAGAACCGCCCACAACACCAACUACUUCACAACCGACAACAUUGGCACCCUCAACUGAACCACCCAUAACACCAACUACUUCACAACCAACAACAUUAGCACCCACAACAGAACCUCCCACCACACCAACUACUUCACAACCAACAACAUUAGCACCCACAACAGAACCUCCCACCACACCAACUACUUCACAACCAACAACAUUGGCGCCCACAACUGAACCACCCACCACACCAACUACUUCACAACCAACAACAUUUGCACCCACAACAGAACCUCCCACCACACCAACUACUUCACAACCAACAACAUUAGCACCCACAACAGAACCUCCCACCACACCAACUACUUCACAACCAACAACAUUAGCACCCACUACAGAACCUCCCACCACACCAACUACUUCACAACCAACAACACUAGCACCCACAACAGAACCUCCCACCACACCAACUACUUCACAACCAACAACAUUAGCACCCACAACAGAACCUCCCACCCCACCAACUACUUCACAACCAACAACAGAACCUCCCACCACACCAUCUACUUCACAACCAACAACAUUAGCACCCACAACAGAACCUCCCACCACACCAACAACUUCACAACCAACAACAUUAGCACCCACACCAGAACCUCCCACCACACCACCUACUUCACAACCAACAACAUUAGCACCCACAACAGAACCUCCCACCACACCAACUACUGUACAACCUACAACUUUGGCACCCACAACAGAACCUCCCCCCACACCAACUACUUCACAACCAACAACAUUAGCACCCACUACAGAACCUCCCACAACGGAACCUCCCACCACACCAACUACUUCACAACCAACAACAUUAGCACCCACAACAGAACCUCCCACCACACCAACAACUUCACAACCAACAACAUUGGCACCCACAACAGAACCUCCCACCACACCGACUACUUCACAACCAACAACAUUAGCACCCACAACAGAACCUCUCACCACACCAACUACUUCACAACCAACAACAUCGGCACCCGCAACGGAACCUCCCACCACACAAACUACUUCACAACCAACAACAUCGACACCCACAACAGAACCUCCCACCACACCAACUACUUCACAACCAAAAACAUUGGCACCCACAACGGAACCUCCCACCACACCAACUACUUCACAACCAACAACAUUAGCACCCACAACAGAACCUCCCACCACACCAACUACUUCACAACCAAAAACAUUGGCACCCACAACGGAACCUCCCACCACACCAACUACUUCACAACCAACAACAUUAGCACCCACAACAGAACCUCCCACCACACCAACAACUUCACAACCAACAACAUUAGCACCCACACCAGAACCUCCCACCACACCACCUACUUCACAACCAACAACAUUAGCACCCACAACAGAACCUCCCACCACACCAACUACUGUACAACCUACAACUUUGGCACCCACAACAGAAUCUCCCCCCACACCAACUACUUCACAACCAACAACAUUAGCACCCACUACAGAACCUCCCACAACGGAACCUCCCACCACACCAACUACUUCACAACCAACAACAUUAGCACCCACAACAGAAACUCCCACCACACCAACAACUUCACAACCAACAACAUUGGCACCCACAACAGAACCUCCCACCACACCACCUACUUCACAACCAACAACAUUGGCACUCACAACUGAACCACCCACCACAUCAACUACUUCACAACCAACAACAUUAGCACCCACAACAGAACCUCCCACCACACCAACUACUUCACAACCAACAACAUUAGCACCCACAACAGAACCACCCACCACACCAACUACUUCACAACCAACAACAUUAGCACCCACAACAGAACCUCCCACCACACCAACUACUUCACAACCAACAACAUUAGCACCCACAACAGAACCUCCCACCACACCGACUACUUCACAACCAACAACAUUAGCACCCACAACAGAACCACCAACCACGCCAACUACUUCACAACCUACAACUUUGGCACCCACAACUGAACCACCCACCACACCAACUACUUCACAACCAACAACAUUAGCACCUACUACAGAACCUCCCACCACACCAACUUCUUCACAACCAACAACAUUAGCACCGAAAACAGAACCACCCACCACACCAACUACUCCACAGCCAACAACAUUAGCACCAACAACACAACCUUCUACCACACCAACUACUUCACAACCAACAACAUUGGCACCCACAACUGAACCAACCACCACACCAACUACUUCACAAUCAACUUCUAUUUCACCAAUCACAACAGUACCUCCAACAACUCCAACUACUUCACAACCAACAACAAUGGCAGCCACAACCGAACCACCCACCACACCAACUACUUCACAACCAACAACAUUAGCACCCACAACAGAACCUCCCCCCACACCAACUACUUCACAACCAACAACAUUGGCACCCACAACAGAACCUCCCACCACACCAACUACUUCACAACCAACAACAUUGGCACCCACAACGGAACCACCCACCACACCAACUACUUCACAAUCAACUUCUACUUCACAACCCACAACACUACCUCCAACAACUCCAACUACUUCACAACCAACAACAAUGGCACCCACAACCGAACCACCCACCACACCAACUACUUCACAACCAACAACAUUAGCACCCACAACAGAACCUCCCACCACACCAACUACUUCACAACCAACAACAUUGGCACCCACAACGGAACCUCCCACCACACCAACUACUUCACAACCAACAACAUUAGCACCCACAACAGAACCUCCCACCACACCAACUGCUUCACAACCAACAACAUUAGCACCCACAACAGAACCACCCACCACACCAACUACUCCACAGCCAACAACAUUAGCACCAACAACAGAACCACCCACCACACCAACUGAUUCACAACCAACAACAUUAGCACCCACAACAGAACCUCCCACCACACCAACUACUCCACAGCCAACAACAUUAGCACCAACAACAGAACCACCCACCACACCAACUACUUCACAACCAACAACAUUAGCACCCACAACAGAACCUCCCACCACACCAACUGCUUCACAACCAACAACAUUAGCACCCACAACAGAACCUCCCACCACACCAACUACUUCACAACCAACAACAUUGGCACCCACAACUGAACCACCCACCACACCAACUACUUCACAAUCAACUUCUACUUCACCACCCACAACAGUACCUCCAACAACUCCAACUACUUCACAACCAACAACAAUGGCACCCACAACCGAACCACCCACCACACCAACUACUUCACAACCAACAACAUUAGCACCCACAACAGAACCUCCCAGCACACCAACUACUUCACAACCAACAACAUUGGCACCCACAACGGAACCUCCCACCACACCAACUACUUCACAACCAACAACAUUAGCACCCAUAACAGAACCUCCCACCACACCAACUACUUCACAACCAACAACAUUAGCACCUACUACAGAACCCACCACACCAACUACUUCACAACCAACAACAUUAGCACCCACAACAGAACCACCCACCACACCAACUACUCCACAGCCAACAACAUUAGCACCAACAACAGAACCUCCUACCACACCAACUACUUCACAAUCAACUUCUACUUCACCACCCACAACAGUACCUCCAACAACUCCAACUACUUCACAACCAACAACAAUGGCACCCACAACCGAACCACCCACCACCCCAACUACUUCACAACCAAAAACAUUAGCACCCACAACAGAACCUCCCACCACACCAACUACUUCACAACCAACAACAUUGGCACCCACAACAGAACCUCCCACCACACCAACUACUUCACAACCAACAACAUUGGCACCCACAACAGAACCUCCCACCACACCAACUACUUCACAACCAACAACAUUGGCACCCACAACUGAAUUACCCACCACACCAACUACUUCACAAUCAACUUCUACUUCACCACCCACAACAGUACCUCCAACAACUCCAACUACUUCACAACCAACAACAAUGGCACCCACAACCGAACCACACACCACACCAACUACUUCACAACCAACAACAUUAGCACCCACAACAGAACCUCCCACCACACCAACUACUUCACAACCAACAACAUUAGCACCCAUAACGGAACCUCCCACCACACCAACUACUUCACAACCAACAACAUUAGCACCCACAACAGAACCUCCCACCACACCAACUACUUCACAACCAACAACAUUAGCACCCACAACAGAACCUCCCACAACACCAACUACUUCACAACCAACAACAUUAGCACCCACAACAGAACCGCCCACAACACCAACAACAUUUGCACCAACAACAGAACCACCCACCACACCAAUUACUUCACAACCAACAACUUUGGCACCCACCACAUCAACUACUUCACAAUCAACAUCUACUUCACCAUCCACAACAGUACCUCCAACAACUCCAACUACUUCACAACCAACAACAAUGGCACCCACAACCGAACCACCUACCACACCAACUACUUCACAACCAACAACAUUAGCACCCACAACAGAACCUCCCACCACACCAACUACUUCACAACCAAUAACAUUAACACCCACAACACCAACAACAUUAGCACCAACAACAGAACCACCCACCACACCAAUUACUUCACAACCAACAACUUUGGCACCCACCACAUCGACUACUUCACAAUCAACAUCUACUUCACCAUCCACAACAGUACCUCCAACUACUUCACAACCAACAACAAUGGCACCCACAACCCAACCACCCACCACACCAACUACUUCACAACCAACAACAUUAGCACCCACAACAGAACCUCCCACAACACCAACUACUUCACAACCAACAACAUUAGCACCCACAACAGAACCGCCCACAACACCAACAACAUUAGCACCAACAACAGAACCACCCACCACACCAAUUACUUCACAACCAACAACUUUGGCACCCACCACAUCAACUACUUCACAAUCAACAUCUACUUCACCAUCCACAACAGUACCUCCAACAACUCCAACUACUUCACAACCAACAACAAUGGCACCCACAACCGAACCACACACCACACCAACUACUUCACAACCCACAACAUUAGCACCCACAACAGAACCUCCCACCACACCAACUACUUCACAACCAACAACAUUGGCACCCACAACGGAACCUCCGACCACACCAACUACUUCACAACCAACAACAUUAGCACCCACAACAGAACCUCCCACCACACCAACAACUUCACAACCAGCAACAUUAGCACCCACAACAGAACCUCCCACCACGCCAACUACUUCACAACCAACAACAUUAGCACCCACAACAGAACCUCCCACCACACCAACUACUUCACAACCAACAACAUUUGCACCCAUGACGGAACCUCCCACCACACCAACUACUUCACAACCAACAACAUUAGCACCAACAACAGAACCUCCCACCACACCAACAACAUUGGCACCCACAACUGAACCACCCACCACACCAACUACUUCACAACCAACAACAUUAGCACCCACAACACCAACUAUUUCACAACCAACAACAUUAGCACCUACUACAGAACCACCCAGUACACCAACUACUCCACAACCAACAACAGAACCACCCACCACACCAACUACUUCACAACCAACAACAUUUGCACCCACAACAGAACCGCCCACAGCACCAACUACACCACAACCAACAACAUUAGCACCAACAACAGAACCUCCUACCACACCAACUACUUCACAACCAACAACAUUAGCACCUCCUACAGAACCACCCACCACACCAAUUACUUCACAACCAACAACAUUAGCACCCAUAACAGAACCACCCACCACGCCAACUGCUUCACAACCUACAACUUUGGCACCCAGCACAUCAACUACUUCACAACCGACUACAUUAGCACCCACAACAGAACCACCCACCACACCAACUACUUCACCACCCACAGCAGAACCUCCAACUACUUCACAACCAACAACAAUGCCACCCCCCACACCAACUACUUCACAACCAACAACAUUAGUACCAAUAACAGAACCACCUACAACUCCAACCACUUCACAACCAACAAUACCAACGCUUCCCACAACUGGGCCUACAACUGUAUUAACUACCUUACGUACAACAACUUUGUCACCUAGUGAGUCAACAACUGAGGAAUCAACAGAACCGGCCACACCUAGGUUAUUAACAACGCUUUCGACUACCACACCCUCAGUUUCCACAACAUUACCACCCAUUAUAUCAACUUUGUCAACAAAUCUUCCAAGUACGACUCUUAAUACUAAUGAACCCACGGAAAUAACAUCCACUCUGCCAACGACUCUGCCCACAUCAACCACUCCUACACCAACGCCAACACCAAUAACAACAUUGCCCAUAAUUAUAUUCUACCCAUAUCCAUGGUUCGUGCCAUUUUAUCCCUUCCCCUUCCUAUUUUUCGAUUGCUUCCAAGUACAGGAUAGCAGUGGAGGGUUGCCGAUUGGAGUUACGCGGAUGCUCUGUGUACCGAGGUUACCAUUUCCGCCAACACCGCAGCUGGGAACCUCCGGGUAAUCAGAGGUGGUUAUUAUUUUCGUUACUUCACUUAGUUACAUGUUGUAAUUAGUAUAGUUUAGUUAAAUUAAUGGAUAAUCCGAGCUGGUAUUAUAGACUCCUAGCAAAUUUACUGAAUUACCGAAUCGUUUUUGUAUAAUAUAUUUUUUAUAUUUACUUGACACUUAGUAUAAUAUUCAUUAGAAGAAAUAAAUAUUAACGAUUAAAAUCAAUUUGCAAACGAAUUUAUUUGAAAUUUUGUUUGGGGAUAUCUUGAGCUUAUAAUUCAUGGAUCAUAUUUAAUCCUGAAACAUGGGCUUC
Molecule: messenger RNA, 8022 nt
Organism: Zeugodacus cucurbitae (melon fly)
Lineage: Eukaryota; Metazoa; Arthropoda; Insecta; Diptera; Tephritidae
Product: mucin-2-like
Exons: 8
Coding region: 154-7722 (2522 amino acids)
Source: RefSeq, a predicted model, not a curated record